UCCGGUUCCGGUUUACAGUCAAUACCGACUCCAUGUGGUAGCGACCUUGGAGAAAUAUUAUUGCGUUAUCAUUUAUUAGGUAUCUAACAGAGCUGGCACAAAAUGUCUAGCUUUUUCACCAAAUUAGGAACACUUGGUGUUGCUGUCGCAGGCCUUGGCAGCGUUGUAAACCUCGCACUUUAUAAUGUUGAGGGAGGGCAUAGAGCUGUGCUUUUUGACAGAUUUAGAGGAGUUCAAGAGAAAGUUUCGGGAGAGGGAACUCAUUUUCUUGUCCCCUGGGUACAGAGACCAAUCAUAUUUGACUGCAGGUCUCGGCCAAGAAAUGUCUCCGUAAUCACUGGAAGUAAAGAUUUACAGAAUGUCAACAUCACAUUACGUAUUCUGUUCCGACCUGUUGUGAAUGAGCUACCCAAAAUUUACACAAACCUUGGUUUAGAUUAUGAUGACAGAGUUCUACCCUCUAUCACAAAUGAAGUCCUUAAAGCAGUUGUGGCACAGUUUGAUGCCAGUGAAAUGAUCACACAGAGAGAAAUUGUGUCCCAAAAAGUCAGUGAAGAACUCAUCACUAGAGCCUCACAGUUUGGAAUAAUCUUAGAUGAUAUUUCUUUGACACAUUUAACAUUUGGAAGAGAAUUCACACUAGCUGUUGAGAUGAAACAAGUAUCACAGCAAGAUGCAGAGCGGGCCAGAUAUAAUGUAGAAAAGGCCGAGAUGGUAAAGAGAGCAGCUGUCAUUUCAGCAGAAGGUGAUGCGGAGGGUGCCAGACUUAUAGCCGAGGCCUUCAAGAACUAUGGUGACGGUAUCGUAGAACUUAGAAAGAUGGAGGCCGCGGAAGAAAUCGCCACAGAUCUAGCUAAAGCACGAAAUGUGACAUAUUUACCAUCAAAGCAACAGACUCUACUGGCUCUACCGCAGUAGAGAGAGAUUAAUUGAAAGGAGGGGGAGGGGUGGACACUAGCAUCAGUUGUUUGAUUGUGAUCAAUUAACCAUUAACGUGUACAAGUGUAUAUUACACAUGGUGUAAAAAGACAUGUAGUGAUGGAUAUUGAUGCCUGAUGAAUAUGGGUGUCUUUCAUACAUAGACAUACACAAUCCUUAUUGGCUUAAUCAAGAAUAAGGUGAAAUGGCAGGUGUUUUGAUUGUGUUUCAUCGUAUGUUAUGUUCUGUGACUUGUAUGACAUGAACAAGAUUUUACAAUAAAUUACGAUAAGUGUUAUUAGAAA
This is a messenger RNA of Magallana angulata, 1223 nucleotides long. RefSeq names its product protein l(2)37Cc-like. Lineage: Eukaryota; Metazoa; Mollusca; Bivalvia; Ostreida; Ostreidae. The transcript is spliced from 6 exons. Gene Ontology annotation, cellular component: membrane; mitochondrion. Bases 103 to 918 code for a protein of 271 amino acids. The record is from RefSeq and is a predicted model, not a curated record. Gene Ontology annotation, biological process: mitochondrion organization.